Messenger RNA from Schistosoma margrebowiei, 1310 nucleotides. NCBI's taxonomy places the organism in Eukaryota, Metazoa, Platyhelminthes, Trematoda, Strigeidida, Schistosomatidae. The record is from the annotation of a GenBank genome assembly.
AUGAAUUAUAUAUGGUUAAUAUGGUGUAUUUUAACAUGGAUAACAGCUAUGUUAUGUACCAUUGGUUGUUUAUUACCAUAUUGGUUAGAUGGUAAAAUUUUUUCUAAUGAUAAAAUUAUUAUUCAUGAACAAAAUCAUAUAAAAUAUACUACUAUUCCUACUACUUAUUAUUAUAAAGAUAUAUCAAGUACAUUAAAUUUAUUUCGUCGUUGUAUUUAUCCAGUAUAUACAAAUCUAAUUACAGAUAUUUUAUCAGAAAAUUCAUUAAAAGCAAAAUUAUUUUUUAAUCAACCAAUUAAUUAUAAAUUAAAUAUAAAACAACAUAAUUUCGAAUCAUCCCUUAUUCAUAUACAAACUAAUUGUGGUUAUUAUCAAUUUUUUGAUAUACCACAUAUAGCAUGGAGAUAUAGUUUAAUAUUAUUAAUUAUCAGUUGUUGUAGUUUAUUUUUUUUAGCAUUUCUUUUAUCAUUUAUUGGGUGUUAUUUAAAUUUUUUAUGGAAAUUAAAUAUACAUCGUAUAUGUCAAUUAGGUUUAUUAUUAACUGGUCUCUUAAUCCUAUUAUGUUGCAUCCUGUUUCCUAUUGGAUGGUCUGACAAUGAUGAAAUUAUUCAAAUAUGUGGUGAAAGGCGUUCACGAUUCGAUUUAGGUCAUUGUCAACUUGGAUGGGCCUAUGUGGUAACAAUAAUGAGCGGUUUAUUAUCAAUCUUUAGUUCUGUCUUUCCAAAUCUAUGCUUUCCAAAGAUACUAUUUGAAAUUAAACAAAAUAACAAAUCUCAGCGUAUUAAAUCUAAUGAAAAACAAACAGAUGAUGGAUUAAUACCACAUUUUUUAUCACAUGACUUGUCAAUGACGCCAACAAUUUUAGCGCCAGCCACACCAGGUGGACCACCAUCAAUUGAAACUGUAUCAACUAGUUUACGUACGUCUGAUCCACGUAUUCAUCAUGUUGGUUUCGAAUCACCAUGGUUAAAAACUUGGGCUUGCUUAAAUACACCCACUCAACAUCAGUCACAUGGGCCAGUGGUACUAAUACACCCGGAUUAUAAUUUAUCUCCAUAUUCAGGUGGUUGUUAUAAUGGAGAUAAUCAAUUAGGAUAUAGUCAAGGAAGUUUAGAUGACACUUCAUCAGUCGGGACAGAGAAGAAAUCUGCUAUUGUUAAUUCACUGAAACCAGAUGUCGCCAAAAAUUUAACGCAAAACAUGGAAAACAAUAAAAGUAACAAUUAGAUGGGUGAUAUGGAACAAGUUCACAAUAUCUUACAUGAUCUUUCACAUUAUGUAUUAAUUCAUCAUACAUGAACUAUUUGCAC